Molecule: messenger RNA, 1020 nt
Organism: Emiliania huxleyi CCMP1516
Lineage: Eukaryota; Haptophyta; Isochrysidales; Noelaerhabdaceae
Exons: 4
Source: RefSeq, a predicted model, not a curated record
AUGCGCUCCCCGCUCCCGUUCCCCGGUGUCCCUGAUCGUCCUUACAAGAUCCUGCUCGUGCAGAAAACCAUCAAGAAAUCACGACGGGUUCUCUUCUCGGACGAUGCGUCGCACGACGGAGGCCGCCUGCUCGGCGUGUUCGGCGGGGCGGUGCAGCCGCUGCUGCGGGCCGAGGGCGACGCCACCGUGCACUCCUGCCGGCUGCUGCACGCCGUGAGCGCGAUGACGGGACACGGGAGGCACGCGGAGGAGGGCGAGGCUGUGCCGGUCGCGGGUGGCUUCGAGGCGCCCAUCUUUGGCGCGCGCGUCGUUGGCCAGGUCACCACGCUGGCGCUCGAGGGCGAGGCCGGCCCUCUGGCAUCGCUCCUGCGUGCCGUCGCAAGCGAUCGCGCGGGCGGCUGGUACGUCUCGACUAAGGAGGGCUCGCUGCUGCACGUGUCGGCGGCCGGGCGCAUCCGCACCGUCGCGACCUGCGAGGAUUGCCGCGAUAUUGCGCUCAGCCCCGACGGUAGCGCGCUGUUUGUGGCGGACUGCGACAACCACAAGAUCCGACGGGUGGAGGUGGCGACUGGCACUGUGUCUACGCUCGCGGGCAGCGGCGGAGAAGGCGACGCGGAUGGCAUGGCCGACGCAGCGCAGUUUCAGGACCUAUACGGCGUCACCAUCAGCCCCGACGGCAGCGUGCUAUUUGUGGCGGAUUUCUGCAAGAUCCGGCGGGUAGAGGUGGCGACUGGCGCUGUGACUGCGCUCGCGGGCAGCGGCGAAGGAGGCGACGCGGAUGGCGUGGGCGACGCGGCGCAGUUCAACGACAUAUUCGGCGUCACCAUCAGCCCGGACGGCAGCGCGCUGUUUGUGGCGGACUUCGGCAACCGCAAGAUCCGGCGCGUGGAGGUGGCGACGGGCGCAGUGACGACUGUCGCGGGCAGCGGCGCCCAAGGCAGCGCCGAUGGUGUGGGCGGCGCAGCGCAGUUCUCGCGCCCAGCCACUGUCGCCGUCAGCCCGGACGGCAGCGCGCUGUUU